Molecule: messenger RNA, 849 nt
Organism: Symbiodinium pilosum
Lineage: Eukaryota; Dinophyceae; Suessiales; Symbiodiniaceae
Source: the annotation of a GenBank genome assembly
AUGCAGGCAAAGCCGGCCAUGGUGGGGGCCCACCCUCAUCAGGGGCCCAAUGGCCUUGGCCCAGGCCAUCAUGGACUUGACAGCCACACUGAUGUGGAUGCGACAAUGAAUGCAUUCUCCCAGUGGCUCAGCGAAAUGAAGGCUCGAUCAAACAGCAGCCUGCAAGCAAUGAUGGCCGAGAUGAGUGUGAUACGAGAUGGUAUCACCUCGAACAGCGCAGAUCUCACUGAGUACAAGAGGCAUUCGAUAUCUGUACAGCAGCAAAUGCAGUCACAACUCACUGACCUUCGUGAGAAGCUUACGAGCGCGUUCACAGAGAUAACGUCGCUCGUGAAGCAGAAGGCUGCCACGGAUCAGGAGCUGCUAAGUGAGAUCCACGCACUGGGCCGGCAGCUUUCCAUGAAGACUGCAGAGCUAGAGGCCUUGAAGAAGUCCUACAGUGCGACGCACCAGCAGCUCCAACACAGCCUGGUGCAGCUGCAGGGGCAGCUGCAGUCCACGAGCAGCGAGAUCGUGACGUCCAAGCGCCAGGUUCAGGCAGUGCAGGAUAGCGUCCAGCACAAGAUGAACGAGGUGGAGCAGCUGAUGGUGAAACUGCGGGACCAGGUCGACUCAGGUGGCCGCGAGGGCAAUGCCACAGCCCUCGCAGUGCAGGAAGACAUCGCCAAGCUUCACGAGGCCCUCACUGGCCUCUCUGGCGAUUUCUUCGAGCACAAGCGGCUAACACAGCAGGUGCAGAGCAAGCUCCUUAACCAAGUUGCCGCCUUGGAGGAUGGGAGACAACGCUCCGCCUCCCUGCUGCCACAGGACGGCGAAUACGCCGCCUGUGCGAGUGCCUCUCGAACAUGA